This is a messenger RNA of Oncorhynchus nerka (sockeye salmon), 5430 nucleotides long. Its product is annotated as CMRF35-like molecule 7. Gene Ontology annotation, cellular component: plasma membrane. Gene Ontology annotation, molecular function: transmembrane signaling receptor activity. The coding region runs from base 324 to 1190 and encodes 288 amino acids. The record is from RefSeq and is a predicted model, not a curated record. Lineage: Eukaryota; Metazoa; Chordata; Actinopteri; Salmoniformes; Salmonidae. The transcript has 5 exons.
AUAUCAGGACCUAUAGACACCUGGAGAGAACACAACAUUAUAUCAGGACCUAUAGACACCUGGACCAACCUGGAGAGAACACAACAUUAUAUCAGGACCUAUAGACACCUGGAGAGAACACAACAUUAUAUCAGGACCUAUAGACACCUGGACCAACCUGGAGAGAACACAACAUUAUAUCAGGACCUAUAGACACCUGGACCAACCUGGAGAGAACACAACAUUAUAUCAGGACCUAUAGACACCUGGACCAACCUGGAGAGAACACAACAUUAUAUCAGGACCUAUAGACACCUGGACCAACCUGGAGAGAACACAACAAGAUGAGGAUCCUGCUGAUAGUCAUCCUCCUCUCCUUCAUGACAGGUUGUUUGAGCUCCUUCAAAGUGACAGGAUACUCUGGAGGAACUGUCAUCAUCUACUGUCAUUAUUACAUCGAACAAAGAAGUAAUGAAAAAUAUUUCUGUAAGGGACCAAAGUGGACUUAUAGUUGUGGUAAUAAAAUAACUUCCCUGAGUAAGAACACCUGGAAGCACAGUGGUAGAUUCUCUCUGUAUGACAACACUGGAGGAAACUACUUCAAGCUGAUCAUCAGACAACUGACCAGACAAGAUGAAAGGACCUACUGGUGUGGAGUGGACAAACCUACUAUACCUGACAGUUAUACCAAGGUAGAGCUGGAGGUGAAGAAGGAUGACUGCUGUGAGAAGUCAGUCACAGAGACGGCCUUUCUGGGAGGAGAAGCUACCAUCAGAUGCAACUAUCCAGAGGACCAUGAGGACAACAUCAAGUAUUUCUGCAAGGAAAGCAAUGACUUCAAGACUUGUGUUUAUAUGGUCGCUGCUCACCAGACAAAUGCAAAAGCUCGGCGAUUCUCUCUGUCUGUCAACAGCAGAGGUACAUUCUACACAGUGACCAUCAGUGACCUGACUGAAGAUGAUACUGGGACCUACUGGUGUGGAGUAGAAACCAGCAGGACAGAACAACGUUACAUUACACUGAUCACACAGGUGAAGCUGCUUGUUAUAAGAUCUGUCUCUUCAACUCACAUAGUGAGUCCAGCCACAGGGAACAAUGGAGGGGGUUGUCACGGUGACAUUGAUUAUGAAGAGAUAAAGGAGAGCCCCCUACGGUCAGACUGCGACAACCACCAUCUACGCCGCCGUCAACUUACCCACAAGCCACUCUGACUCUCAAAUCAAAUGACAUUUUAUUUGUCACAUGCCCCGAAUACAACAGGUGUAGUAGACCUUCCUGUGAAAUGCUGAAUACAACAGGUGUAGUAGACCUUCCUGUGAAAUGCUGAAUACAACAGGUGUAGUAGACCUGCCUGUGAAAUGCUGAAUACAACAGGUGUAGUAGACCUGACUGUGAAAUGCUGAACACAACAGGUGUAGUAGACCUUACUGUGAAAUGCUGAACACAACAGGUGUAGUAGACCUUCCUGUGAAAUGCUGAAUACAACAGGUGUAGUAGACCUGCCUGUGAAAUGCUGAAUACAACAGGUGUAGUAGACCUGACUGUGAAAUGCUGAACACAACAGGUGUAGUAGACCUUACUGUGAAAUGCUGAACACAACAGGUGUAGUAGACCUGCCUGUGAAAUGCUGAAUACAACAGGUGUAGUAGACCUGACUGUGAAAUGCUGAACACAACAGGUGUAAUUUGUAAGUCGCUCUGGAUAAGAGCGUCUGCUAAAUGACUUAAAUGUAAAUGUAAAUGUAGUAGACCUUACUGUGAAAUGCUGAACACAACAGGUGUAGUAGACCUUACUGUGAAAUGCUUACUGACAAGCCCUUAACCAACAAUGCAGUUCAAGAAAUAGAGUUAAUCAAAUAUUUACUAAAUAAACUAAAGUAAAACAAUCUAUCAAAAAGUAACACAAGAAAUGUACAUAACAAUUACGAUGCUAUAUACAAUGGGUACCGGUACAGAGUCGAUGUGCGGGGGUACAGGUUAGUCGAGAACAUUUGGCAAUGUAAAUAGUCUGGUGGCCAUUUGAUAAGUUGUUCAGCAGUCUUAUGGCUCGGGGGUAGAAGCUGUUAAGGAGCCUUUUGGACCUAGACUUGGAGCUCCGGUACCGCUUGCCGCGCGGUAGCAGAGAAAACAGUCUAUGACUUGGGUGACUGCAGUCUCUGACAAUUUUUUAGGCCUUCCUCUGACACCACAUAGUAUAUAGGUCCUGGAUGUCAGGAAGCUUGGCCCCAGUGAUGUACUGGGCCGUACACACAACCCUCUGUAAAGCCUUAUGGUCAGAUGCCGAGCAGUUGCGAAUUGGAGUGGGUCUAGGGUUUCUGGCAUGAUGUUGUUGAUGUGAGCCACGAUCAGACUUUCAAAGCAGUUCAUGGCCUCUGACGUGAGUGUUACGGGGCGGUAAUCAUUUAGGCAGGUUACCUUCUCUUUCUUGGGCACAGGGACUAUGGUGUUCUGUUUGAAACAUGUAGGUAUCACAGACUCGGCCAGGGAGAGGUUGAACAUAUCAGUGAAGAUAAUUGCCAGGUUUUCCGCACAUGCAUUGAGUGCCCGUCCUGGUAAUCCGUCUGGCCCACAGCUUUGUGAAUGUUGACCUGUUUAAAGGUCUUCCUCACAUUGGCUACAGAGAGCGUGAUCACACAGUAGUCCGGAACAGCUGGUGCUCUCAUUCAUGCUUCAGUAUUGCGUUUUCCUUGAUUUUCCAGACAUAGCGUUUUCCUUGAUGGCCAAAAAGCUCAAUUUUAGUCUCAUCUGAACAGAGUACCUUCUUCCAUAUCUUUGGGGAGUCUCCCACAUGACUUUUGGUGAACACCAAACGUGUUCGCUUAUUUUUUUCCUGUAAGCAAUGGCUUUCUUCUGGCCACUCUUCCGUAAAGCCCAGCUCUGUGGAGCGUACGGCUUAAAGUGGUCCUAUGGACAGAUACUCCAAUCUCCUCUGUGGAGGUUUGCAGCUCCUGCAGGGUUAUUGUCAGGGUUGGUUCCUUGUCCCUUGUCAAUCUUUGGCUUAUUGCUUAAAUCAACAGUCAGACAAUAUCUUCUUUAAGUACAUCAAUCACACCUUUAUUAAUGCAACUGCAGACAGAAGUUGACAAUGGAAACACAGCUUGUAUGUUUCAGAGUAAGUUCUGCAGCCCACCUAAGGGCACAGCUGAUUAUAUACAUGUGAUCACUCCCUAGUGGUGUGAUCACCUACAUCAAUGUAUGUGUGUAUCAAUAAGCUGAAGUUACCUUAUAAGGCAACCUAGUACAAUAGUUUGUCUGAAUUCAUUAGCAUUGUCCACUGUGACACAAAAUGUCAACACCAGACAGUGGUAACUUCUCUUUAUCUAGUUUCAGUUUGACUCAGACCUAACAUGCAAGCACACUCUUGCAACAGCCAGGGCGUAACCACAAAAACUAAUAUAGAUGGCUUGUGCAACGUAUAGUGGCAGAGUUUUUAGACACAUAGCAACAGUAUCUAUUAUAAGGCCUGCAGCAAAACAUACGAAUCCUAAGGUCCCCUUAAUCAAUAAUGGGUAGAGUCUUUGUGACCCACCCCCUACAUUAUCUUUGGUCUCUUUGUUGCCUCUCUGACUAAUGCCCUCCUUGCCUGGUCCGUGGGUUUGGUGGGCGGCCCUCUCUUGACAGGUUUGUUGUGGUGCCAUAUUCUUUAAUAAUGGAUUUAGUGGUGCUCUGUGGGGAUGUUCAAAGUUUCAGAUAUUUUUUUAUAACCCAACCCCUGUCUGUACUUCUCCACAACUUUGUCCCUGACCUGUUUGGAGAGCUCCUUGGUCUUCAUGGUGCCGCUUGCUUGGUGGUGCCCCUUGCUUAGUGGUGCCCCUUGCUUAGUGGUGCCCCUUGCUUAGUGGUGCCCCUUGCUUAGUGGUGUUGCAGACUCUGGGGCCUUUCAGAACAGGUGUAUAUAUAUACUGAGAUCAUGUGACAGAUCAUGUGACACUAAGAUUGCACACAGGUGGAUUUUAUUUGACUAAUUAUGUGACUUCUGAAGGUAAUCAGUGGCACCAGGUCUUAUUGAGGGGCUUCAAAGCAAAGGGGGUGAAUACAUAUACACUUUCUAUUUUUUAUUUUAUAGAAUUCUUUUAAAACAAGUACUUUUUUUUUCAAUUCACUUCACCAAUUUCAACGAUUUUGUGUGUGGCCAUUACAUGAAAUCCAAAUAAAAAUCCAUUCAAAUUACAGGUUGUAAAGCAACAAAACAGGAAAAAUGGCAAAAGGGAUGAAUACUUUUGCACUGUAACUGUCCUCAAAGUGGCCGGCAGACAGGAGGAGGCGGGAUUAGCCAAUGAGAGGGCAGAUAGUGGCCGGCAGACAGGAGGAGGCGGGAUUAGCCAAUGAGAGGGCAGAUAGUGGCCGGCAGACAGGAGGAGGCGGGAUUAGCCAAUGAGAGGGCAGAUAGUGGCCGGCAGACAGGAGGAGGCGGGAUUAGCCAAUGAGAGGGCAGAUAUGCAUGUGAGCAACAGGCAACAUCAAUAUAAAAUGUUUUCUCCUCAAAGCCACUGUUGUCCACUUACAGUAUAUCAGUCAAAUCUUAGCAACCUAAACCUUCCCGAAAACGUUCAUUCGAUCAAAUAAGCCUCAAUUUCCUGUUGACCACGAGAUUCUAACUCACAACCAUCCACCCCGUCCAAACACCCUACUUUUGUUUUUGCCUUAAGUAACCAUGUUUUACGUAACCAUAUUGAACUGUUACUAUCAGACCUCAAUACAUUAAUAUAGAGCGUUGGGCUAGUAACCGGAAGGUUGCAAGUUCAAAUCCCCGAGCUGACAAGGUUCAAACCUGUCGUUCUGCCCCUGAACAGACAGUUAACCCACUGUUCCUAGGCCGUCAUUGAAAAUGGUCUUAAUUAACUGACUUGCCUAGUUAAAUAAAGGUUAAAAAAAUACACACCCCAUAUUGAACUGUGUUACUCACUGAACACAGCACAUAAUUAUUGGCAUGUAUGUAUCAUCUUAUGCUACAGUGAUCAAUGCUGUACUUUACUUUAUCAUUCAACACUGUUUUACUGGAGUCCUGACCUCAUAAAUCAAUACUGUACUUUACUUUAUCAUUCAACACUGUUUUACUGGAGUCCUGACCUCAUAAAUCAAUACUGUACUGUACUUUAUCAUUCAACACUGUUUUACUGUAUUGCUGGAGUCCUGACCUCAUAAAUCAAUACUGUACUUUACUUUAUCAUUCAACAGUAGACCAGAACCAAACUGUAUUAGUUACUAAACAGAUCAGGUCUUCAUUACUAGUCACAUUCAAGGUAAUGGUCAUAUUUUAAACAUGUUUCCCUUGAUUCUCAGUGUCCAGACAUUAGACUAGAACAGAGCUGCCAAGACAGUGAUGUGAGAGUUUAUCAACAACACAAUCUGAGGAUGUCUGUACAUACUAUAACUCUGUCUUGUGUUUAUGUUGUAGCUGUGGUCUGUGUGUUGUCAGGGGUGAUUACAAUGAGAUGGAUACAUACUAUAA